UAGCAGUUGGAUAUAGCCUGACAGCUCCUCGCCCACCUGGCAUUACUUACUCACUCGGACCACAUUGACGGCUGCUGUGAGAAGCUACAGAAAGGUUAAAGCCAGCUGCACUUCGGUUUCUCUCAAAAGACUGUCUACCAAGAAGCUACAAUGCGUGAGUGCAUCUCUGUACACGUAGGCCAGGCUGGUGUCCAGAUGGGGAACACCUGCUGGGAGCUCUACUGUCUGGAACACGGCAUCCAGCCGGAUGGUCAGAUGCCCAACAAAAAGCAGUCUGGGUCAUGCCACGAUGACUCCUUUACCACCUUCUUCAGUGAGACUGGGGCCGGGAAGUACGUCCCCAGAGCCAUCUUUGUUGACCUGGAACCCACUGUCAUUGAUGAGGUGCGCACGGGAACGUACCGUCAGCUCUUUCAUCCCGAACAGCUGAUCUCAGGAAAGGAAGAUGCUGCCAAUAACUACGCCCGUGGACACUACACCAUCGGCAAAGAGAUCAUUGACUCGGUCUUGGACAGAAUCCGCAAGCUGGCGGAUCAGUGCACAGGCCUCCAAGGCUUCCUGGUUUUCCACUCCUUUGGUGGAGGCACCGGCUCUGGUUUCACCUCCCUGCUGAUGGAGAGACUCUCUGUUGACUUUGGCAAAAAGUCUAAGCUUGAGUUCGCCAUCUACCCAGCCCCUCAGGUUUCCACAGCUGUAGUGGAGCCUUACAACUCCAUCCUGACCACUCACACCACCUUGGAGCACUCCGACUGUGCCUUCAUGGUAGACAAUGAGGCCAUCUACGACAUCUGCCGCAGGAACCUCGAUAUUGAACGCCCAUCAUACACCAACCUCAACCGUCUCAUCAGCCAAAUAGUGUCUUCCAUCACAGCCUCCCUUCGCUUUGAUGGAGCCCUGAAUGUUGACCUGACGGAGUUCCAGACCAAUUUGGUGCCCUACCCUCGUAUCCACUUCCCUCUGGCCACCUACGCUCCAGUCAUCUCUGCUGAGAAAGCCUACCAUGAGCAGCUGUCUGUUGCUGAGAUCACAAACGCCUGCUUUGAGCCAGCCAAUCAGAUGGUGAAGUGUGACCCUCGUCAUGGUAAAUACAUGGCCUGCUGUCUGCUGUAUCGUGGCGAUGUGGUGCCCAAAGAUGUCAAUGUGGCCAUUGCAGCUAUCAAGACCAAACGCAGCAUCCAGUUUGUUGACUGGUGCCCAACAGGCUUCAAGGUGGGCAUCAACUACCAGCCUCCAACAGUGGUUCCUGGAGGAGACCUGGCCAAGGUGCAGAGGGCUGUGUGCAUGCUGAGCAACACCACGGCCAUCGCCGAGGCCUGGGCCCGUCUCGACCACAAGUUUGACCUCAUGUAUGCCAAGAGAGCCUUUGUCCACUGGUACGUUGGGGAAGGCAUGGAGGAGGGAGAGUUCUCUGAGGCCAGAGAAGAUAUGGCUGCCCUGGAGAAGGAUUAUGAAGAAGUUGGGAUCGACUCAUUUGAGGAGGAUGAGGAAGGGGAGGAAUAUUAGACCAGCUUAGCUUUCAUUUGUUAUUUUCAGGGACAAAAUUGGUCGAGUGAAUAGAAAUAUUUAAGUAAUUGAGCAUAUUUUGCAUGUUGGUUUAAAAUUUAAAAAUAUUGUUUGUUUUAAAUUGACCUUUUUUUAAAUUCAGUAUUUACUCCCGUGCCUAAGGUCUGAGGUAAUUCUUUUGUUGUGCAUUGAGAAUAUAACUUUUUGACAAGACCGAAAUAACCCAGUGUUUGAAACCUGUGUUGAUGCUCAUUAAAUCUUUCCCCCAACA
Molecule: messenger RNA, 1774 nt
Organism: Acanthopagrus latus (yellowfin seabream)
Lineage: Eukaryota; Metazoa; Chordata; Actinopteri; Spariformes; Sparidae
Product: tubulin alpha chain-like
Exons: 4
Coding region: 151-1503 (450 amino acids)
Biological process (GO): microtubule cytoskeleton organization; mitotic cell cycle
Cellular component (GO): cytoplasm; microtubule
Molecular function (GO): structural constituent of cytoskeleton; GTP binding
Source: RefSeq, a predicted model, not a curated record